ACUGUGGUAACUAGUGACGACCGAAGGGGAGCGGAACCGGAAGCUGAACCGGAAGUGACUACACGGAAACGGCACUGCUGCUGACAACAACAGCAUUACGCUCGGGGAUAUCUCCCUUCUCCUUAACGUAGGUUAGAGACAGACGGAUUGCAUAUAUGAACUUGGAAACAUGUACAAUUUUCGGGGUAAUGAAGCGCACAAUAUCGGGAAAAGUUAAAGUGCACAAGUUGGUGAGGAAUUGCAAGCUAUCUUUCUGCUGUGUUUUAGCUAAGCAGGCUAACUAGCUAGCUAACGGCUCCAGGAAAGAAAAUGAAGGAGGUGAAGGGUUGCGGUAUGCGGUCCUCUGUGGGCUUUCUGUCUCAGAGAAGGCUUUUCGGGAACCCGCUGAUGAAGGAAGAAUUUCAGAGACUCCGGUUGGCAGGAUGCACAAGCCUUUACAAGAAAGAUAUGCUGGGACAUUUCGGGUGUGUAAACGCCAUUGAGUUUUCCAACAAUGGAGGGGAAUACCUUGUGUCCGGAGGGGACGACCGCAGAGUGCUGCUGUGGGAUAUGGAGAGAGUUCUCCAUGCUCGCUCGGCCAAGCCUCUCAUACUGAAGGGAGAACACCUCUCCAACAUCUUCUGCCUGGCCUUCGACAGCACCAACAAGAGGGUGUUCUCUGGGGGUAACGACGAACAGGUCAUCCUCCAUGAUGUAGAGCAAGGCGAGACUCUGAACGUGUUCCUUCACGACGAUGCGGUGUACGGCCUGUCCGUCAGCCCCGUUAACGACAACGUGUUCGCCAGCUCCUCCGACGACGGACGGGUCCUCAUCUGGGACACACGGCAGCCGCCACACGGAGAGCCCUUCUGUCUGGCCAACUACCCAUCAGCCUUCCACAGUGUGAUGUUCAACCCGGCAGAGCCCCGACUACUGGCUACAGCCAACUCCAAGGAGGGUGUGGGGCUGUGGGACAUCCGCAAGCCUCGCACUUCUCUGCUGCGGUACGGUGGUAGCAUGUCCCUGCAGAGUGCCAUGUCGGUGCGUUUUAACAGCGCAGGGACCCAGCUCCUGGCCCUGCGUCGCAGACUACCCCCGGUCCUCUACGAGCUACACUCUCGCCUACCCAGCUUCCAGUUCGACAACCAGGGCUACUUCAACUCCUGUACCAUGAAGAGCUGCUGCUUCGCUGGAGACAAGGAUCAGUACGUCUUGUCUGGAUCAGAUGACUUCAACCUUUACAUGUGGAGAAUCCCCAAGGAUCCUGAAGCAGGAGGCCCGGGGCGUGUGGUCAACGGAGCGUCCAUGGUCCUGAAGGGUCACCGGUCCAUCGUGAACCAAGUCCGGUUCAACCCCAGCACCAAUAUGAUCUGCUCCUCCGGGGUCGAGAAGGUCAUCAAGGCGUGGAGCCCCUACCAGCAGACAGAGAGUCUGGGCGACCUGGAUGGUUGUGUGGAGGAUAAGUCCAGGAGUCUGUACAGCCAUGAGGAGUAUAUCAGUCUGGUGCUGAACAGCAGCAGCGGUCUGAGGCACGACUACGUCUCACAGGAGGAUCCUCGUAUGAUGGCCUUCUUUGACUCUCUGGUUCGUCGGGAGAUCGAGGGCUGGAGUUCGGACUCAGACAGUGACCUGAGUGAGGGGGCCAUCCUGCAGCUCCACGCCAGGGGACGACGCUCCACGCGGGCUGUAGGAGACGGCGCCGGGGUCCUGGUUGGUGCUGCUUCACCUGUACAUCCCGCUGCUGCUAUGGGUGACUCGGACCACUCCUCCUCAUCCUCAUUGGCUGCACCCGAAGCCUUGGGGGCGGAGCCGCUGCUGCCCAGGAGUCGUCAGCGACAUCACCAGUCUGCGUUCUUAUUGGACCUGGUGGGAGAGGACUCUGAUUCCUCUGGGUUCUGGCUGGACCCCAUGCCACGCCCCAGCCCCCGAGACAACUCCACCCUCUCCAGCCCCACAUCCUCCCCCGCUGGGGCCUCCUCCAGCUCCUCCACCACCUCCUCCACCAGCUCUGAGGACGAGGAGCGCCGCAGGGUCAGCACCAGGCAACGCAACGCCGCACGGAGGCGCCGCAUGCACUUCCCCUGCAGGCCCAGUGGAGGGCGCCCUGAGUCCGCCCAGGCCCUGUACCCCGGGGGGGUCGACUCCUGCUCCUACCCCAAGAUCUCCAUGGAUGAGGCCUCAUCCUCCUCCGCAUCCUCCAUGGAGCUGCAGCAGGGCCGGGACUCGGUCCAGAUCGGACCCCACAGAAGGAGCUCGAAAACGGGGAGAUGUGCCAGCAAUUCGGGCAGACUUACCGGUUCCAGCCUUGCAGUGUCUCUGGACAGCCAAGACGACCUUCUCAUCACCUCUCAGGAAACCCUGCAGCAGAGGACCGAGUCCCGGGAGGGAGGGGUGACGGGGGCUGCUUUAGAGAGGAUGGACAACAGUAGCUGGGUCUCCUCUUCCUCCAGACAUCACCACAGCCCCCACCAGACUGAGAUGACUGAAGUGCCAGUAGACCGUCUGGCUUCAGACCUGUUUGCGUCCCCAGAUUCCAGGGGGGAGAGGGAGGCCUUGGCCGGGAAACAAACGGACACUAGGAACCAGGAAGAGGAAGAGGCAGAGGCAGGGCUGUCUUCUCAGAGAGGCCAGGCCCCGACCCAGGGGGCGCUAAAACGGACUCACCUGGGGUCCGGAGGUCAAGGGUCAGGGGAGGGGUUAGAGAAGAAGUUGAAGAGAUGAUGAUGACGCCUGUCGUGGGAAGGUGAUCAUUUGGUGAAUGACUGAUGUUGUCCCACAUUACCCUAUUCCCCGUGGCCCUCAAACCUCUCCUCUCCUCUGGGACGUUGCACACCAUCGUUGUAGCCCUGAACUACCUCAUCUGAUUCACCUUGUCAAGGGCUUGAGGGUUAGUUGACUAGUUAAAUCAGGUCUGCUAGCUCUGGUAUAGAUUAAAUACAUGGAACAACUGGGGGGGUCCCAGUAACACUGGCCCAUGGAACAACUGAGGGGUCCCAGUAACACUGGCCCAUGGAACAACUGGGGGGCCCAUGGAACAACUGGGGGGUCCCAGUAACACUGGCCCAUGGAACAACUGGGGGGUCCCAGUAACACUGGCCCAUGGAACAACUGGGGGGUCCCAGUAACACUGGCCCAUGGAACAACUGGGGGGUCCCAGUAACACUGGCCCAUGGAACAACUGGGGGGUCCCAGUAACACUGGCCCAUGGAACAACUGGGGGGUCCCAGUAACACUGGCCCAUGGAACAACUGGGGGGUCCCAGUAACACUGGCCCAUGGAACAACUGGGGGGGUCCCAGUAACACUGGCCCAUGGAACAACUGGGGGGGUCCCAGUAACACUGGCCCAUGGAACAACUGGGGGGGUCCCAGUAGCACUGGCCCAUGGAACAACUGAGGGGUCCCAGAGGAGAGGUCUGAGUAACACCACUUUUCACCAGGAGCCAAUAGUCAACAGUAGUAUACUAUGUAAAGGAAAGGGGGUCAUUUCGGAUGCAAAUCUGGCUUUUCGUUUGUGUUUUUUACAGUCCAGGUUCUUGGUUUGGUGACACUAAAAAGGGUGUCGCAAUUUAUAAUUUUUGCGCCAUUGGGACGUGCAUUCUGCUAAGAGUAGAACACAGUGGCUAUGAGGGCUUGGCCCUCUGUCUGUCAAUCAGAACAUACUGGAUAAUGAUUGGUCCAAUAUUACUGGGGCAGCAAUGCAUUCUGGAACUUCUAGAAAUUGUCAUCACUUCUGAGGUCAAACCAAUAGAUGACAUUAAAUAUUACAAGAUCCAAAAAUAUGUAAUAACAUUGACAAUGGUUUUGUGAAUGCACUACUAGUUAGUCAUUUAGUCUUAAGGCAGAACUUGUAUUUUUGUUUAAAACAUUUUUACAUUAAAAUAUGGCCGGUUUAGUUUUUUUGUUGUUGAAGAAAACAGGUUCAGGACUAAAAGCUUUGAGUCAUUUAGAGUUUUCAGUGAGAUUCUUGGUGAAGUGUCAGCAUUUCUGUGGCUAAUCUGUUGUUGCCAUGCAAACAGCUGGCUAAUCUGUUGUUCCCAUGCAAACAGCUGGCUAAUCUGUUGUUGCCAUGCAAACAGCUGGCUAAUCUGUUGUUGCCAUGCAAACAGCUGGCUAAUCUGUUGUUGCCAUGCAAACAGCUGGCUAAUCUGUUGUUGCCAUGCAAACAGCUGGCUAAUCUGUCGUUGCCAUGCAAACAGCUGGCUAAUCUGUUGUUGCCAUGCAAACAGCUGGCUAAUCUGUUGUUGCCAUGCAAACAGCUGGCUAAUCUGUUGUUGCCAUGCAAACAGCUGGCUAAUCUGUUGUUGCCAUGCAAACAGCUGGCUAAUCUGUUGUUGCCAUGCAAACAGCUGGCUAAUCUGUUGUUGCCAUGCAAACAGCUGGCUAAUCUGUUGUUGCCAUGCAAACAGCUGGCUAAUCUGUUGUUGCCAUGCAAACAGCUGGCUAAACUGUUGUUGCCAUGCAAACAGCUGGCUAAUCUGUUG
Messenger RNA from Oncorhynchus gorbuscha (pink salmon), 4461 nucleotides. RefSeq names its product DDB1- and CUL4-associated factor 5-like. The transcript is spliced from 10 exons. Gene Ontology annotation, molecular function: protein binding. Bases 310 to 2700 code for a protein of 796 amino acids. The record is from RefSeq and is a predicted model, not a curated record. Gene Ontology annotation, biological process: negative regulation of fatty acid biosynthetic process. Gene Ontology annotation, cellular component: Cul4-RING E3 ubiquitin ligase complex; cytoplasm. NCBI's taxonomy places the organism in Eukaryota, Metazoa, Chordata, Actinopteri, Salmoniformes, Salmonidae.